AUGAAGUCGGUCUUCGUGUCGCUCGCGUCAUUCUUUUUGACGGCGACGUUCUCUGGCUCAGCUUCGUGCUUUCAUGUCAGCGCCGCCGAGAUUCACACCCCCAUCACAGCCAACAUAGUUGACGACCUCGCAGUUCGAGCCGCGGAACAAGUUGCAGACAUCAACAACCUGCCCACUGUGCAGACGCGAUACACGACGCGGCCUGCCGAAAUCUAG
Messenger RNA from Diaporthe batatas, 216 nucleotides. RefSeq lists its product as uncharacterized. NCBI's taxonomy places the organism in Eukaryota, Fungi, Ascomycota, Sordariomycetes, Diaporthales, Diaporthaceae. The transcript has a single exon. The coding region runs from base 1 to 216 and encodes 71 amino acids. The record is from RefSeq and is a predicted model, not a curated record.